This is a messenger RNA of Nematocida homosporus, 1362 nucleotides long. Its product is annotated as serine/threonine protein kinase KIN1/2. Gene Ontology annotation, cellular component: cytoplasm. Gene Ontology annotation, molecular function: protein serine/threonine kinase activity; ATP binding. Lineage: Eukaryota; Fungi; Microsporidia. The record is from RefSeq and is a predicted model, not a curated record. Bases 1 to 1362 code for a protein of 453 amino acids. Gene Ontology annotation, biological process: intracellular signal transduction; protein phosphorylation. The transcript has a single exon.
AUGCAGAUACCAGUGCCAGAAGAAAAAGACCUUCAGAAUAACAAGUAUAUUCUGAAAGAAGUUAUUGAAACCGGCACAACCAGUUGUGUUUAUCGUGGGAUUGAUACGCGCAGUCAGCAGACGGUGGCGAUUAAGGUGAUUAGUCGGAAGAAGUAUGUUGGGCUUGAGAAACGGCAAACCCGGGAAGAACGUAUUCUUAGAGAAGCACUUUUGUCCUUUUUGGUGGCGCAUCCGCAUAUUGUAAGAUUGCGGGAGUUUUGUUACUCGCCGGACUUCUUCUUCUUGGUCUUUGAUCAUGUAAAAGGGGAACAGUUGCUGAAACGGAUUGUUCGGAGUAAACGGUUGUCAGAAAGUGUGGCUAAACGAUACUUUUUGCAAAUGUUAGAUGCCGUUGGAUACUGCCAUUCCCAUCAUAUUGUUCAUCGUGAUAUCAAGAUCGAAAAUAUUUUGAUUGAUCAACAUGAUAAUGCUAAGCUGAUUGAUUUUGGUUUGGCUAACUUCUAUGAAGAAAAAGGGUUCUUGGGGACCUUUUGUGGCUCGCUUUACUUUGCGGCGCCAGAACUCUUAUCUGGGAGCCUUUAUGAAGGACCGGAGAUAGAUGUUUGGUCGUUGGGAGUGGUGCUUUAUGUAAUGGUUUGUGGCCGCGUGCCUUUUGAUGACCGGAAUAUGCGAUCUCUUUACCAGAAGAUAAUUGCUGGGUCUAUUUCGACGGAAGGCCUGGCGCCGGAGUUGGCUUCGCUGAUUCUGCGAAUGCUUGAUCCGAAUCGACGGACUCGUAUUACGAUUGCAGAAAUAUACACCCAUCCUUGGGUGGCCCGGGUUUCCAGUCGCUCUGUAAGUCCGCCGGCUAUUGCGGAACAGAAGCUGCCGGAUGCAGAGCAGUGUGCAUAUUUGGACUAUUUGUUUGGCGGACAGUUUCGGUUGCGCGAUGGCCGGUAUGCGGGAGCUUUGAGUAGUGUGGCUUCGUUGGCGGCCGAUAAAGCCAUGGGGCGUCGACAGCCCGACCGGAUUGCGGCCAUUGCUGAAUUUGCCAGCGAUCGGCGCUUGAAGAUUGGUCGGCGCAUGUUUUCGCACUGGGGUGGACUUCGAGCGGCAGAAACGGCUGUGGUUAGAAGUGUUGAAGCUGCACUGCAUGAAGCCGGUUUGGUUUUUGGCGUUGAGGCCGGCCGGUAUGUUUGUGCAGAUGCAGCAGGUGAGGAUGAGUUUGCCGUACAGGUAGUUAAGAAUAGAAUAAGCCGCGGAUACGGAGUGGAGGUCAAAGCGGCCGUUCGAACGGCUCGCAUGCGCGAACUUGAAGGAUUUAUCCGCCGGCGCAUGCGUCAGAUCGUUGAAACUGGUGGCUGGGCAGGUUCAUAUCAGUAA